Messenger RNA from Canis lupus familiaris (dog), 876 nucleotides. RefSeq names its product olfactory receptor family 52 subfamily N member 4K (gene OR52N4K). Lineage: Eukaryota; Metazoa; Chordata; Mammalia; Carnivora; Canidae. The record is from RefSeq and is marked inferred. Gene Ontology annotation, cellular component: membrane. Gene Ontology annotation, biological process: G protein-coupled receptor signaling pathway. Gene Ontology annotation, molecular function: olfactory receptor activity.
AUGUCAAUGCUGAACCAAACAGUCCUGACCCCAGUCUCAUUUAUUCUUAAUGGGAUCCCAGGACUGGAAGACAUGAACAUGUGGAUUCCCUUCCCAUUAUUCUCCAUUUAUAUUGUGGUUAUGGUAGGGAAUUGUGGGUUGCUUUACCUCACCUGCUAUGAAAAUUCCCUGCACAGGUCCAUGUACUACUUCUUUGCUAUGCUUUCCCUAACUGAUCUUGUUAUGUGCACUUCUACAAUCCCUAAAGCUCUCUGCAUCUUCUGGUUCCAUCUUAAGGAAAUCAGCUUUAAUGAAUGCCUGGUCCAGAUGUUCUUAAUCUAUGCCUCAAUAGGGAUGGAGUGUGGUAUGCUCAUACUCAUGGCCCUGGACUGCUAUGCGGCCAUCUGCUACCUUCUGCACUACUCAACUAUCCUCACCAAUCCUGGCAUUGCAAAGGUUGGGCUUGCUACUUUUCUGAGAGUAGUGAUGCUUGUCACUCCCUUGACUUACAUCAUCAAGAGACUACCCUACUGUAGAGGGAAUAUACUAUACCAUACCUAUUGUGACCACAUGUCAGUAGCCAAGUUAUCCUGUGGAAAUAUCAAGGUCAAUGUUAUCUACGGACUGAUGGUUGCCCUCCUAUUUGGUGGCUUUGACAUCCUGUGCAUCACAAUCUCCUACACUAUGAUCAGCCUCUCUUUAGCAGAUGCUCCACAGAAGGCCUUCACCACUUGCACUGCCCAUAUCUGUUCCACUGUUUUCUCCUAUAGCCCAGCCUUCUUCUGCUUCUUUUCCCACUGCUUUGGGGGUCACAAGAUCCCUCCUUCUUGCCACAUCAUUGUGGCCAAUAUUUAUCUGCUCUUGCCUCCCACUAUGAACCCUAUGCUUAUGGAGUGA